AUGAUUGUCAUUGCUUGGAACUGUCGGGGUGUUGGGAACCGGGAGACUAUCCGCCAUGCUAAACUCCUCCUAACUAAGAAGGACGUGGGGGCUAUUUGUUUCCUGGAAACCAAGACCAAUAAGGCCGACAAUCUUCUCAAAGCGAUGAGUAAUUCUGGUUUUGAUAAUUUCUUUUCUGUUAACACCCUUGGUUUUGCAGGGGGUCUUCUUCUGGUUUGGAAUAAGAACAGGCUUGACCUGGAGGUGGUUAGAAGCAAUUCACAAGUCAUUCACUGCAACGUGAAGGGGACCGGGGUCUCGCAUCUCCAUCUCUCUUUUGCUUAUGUUAGACCAAAUCCUCAAGCUAAAGAGUUGUUCUGGAAUGAGUGCAAGAGCUUUGGGAGUGCCAUUGUGGGGCCCUGGAUUAUGCUCGGAGACUUCAAGGACAUAGCAUCCCCUAAUGACCAUUGGGGAAAUGAUCAUGUCAAUAUGAAUAACGUUACUAGAUUCUGCAAAGCCUAUGAGGACUGUGGUCUUAUGGAGGUCAGCUCUACAGGGCCAAAAUUCACUUGGCUUAGGCAAAUCGGUGGAAGGACGGUCACAAGAAGAAAGUUAGACAGGGCAUUUUGGAACUUGGAAGCGCAAAACGCCUUCCCUGAAGCCAAGGCUUACGUUCUUACUAGAACUCACUCCGAUCAUCAUCCUAUCUCCUUCACUAGUAUGGCCGGUUCGGCUCCUAAUAGGAAUGAGAGACCCUUCCGGUUUGAAGCGGCCUGGCUCACCCAUAACGACUACAAAGACGUCUGGAAAGUUGCUUGGGCCGAAAAAAUGGGGGAUGUAAUAGGGGCUAUCAACGAAGUGAUUACUCAGAGUAAAAAGUGGAAUGUGGAGGUCUUCGGGAACAUCUUUAAGAGAAAGAAUCUCCUCCAAAAUCGCAUUCAAGGUAUUCAAGCAUCACCUUGGUAUAAUACUGCCCGUGGUCUCCAAGUCCUUGAAAGGAAGCUCAUAAAAGAGCUUAGUGUGACCCUGGCACAGGAAGAACUGCUUUGGUUUCAGAAAUCAAGAAGGGCCUGGAUUGAAGAUGGUGACAAAAACACCAACUUUUAUCACAAGGAUAACCAAGUUGAGCGGAAUAAUCCCGAUCGCCACCAUGGCUAUAGCCUAAACCCAACAGAAGCCGAUUGUUUGACCCGCACAGCCGACACUCAAGAAGUCAGAAAAGCGGUGUUUGGUAUGAAAAGGAUGGGAAACCCGGGGCCCGAUGGCAUUCAGGCUGCUUUCUACCAAGAUUUCUGGGACAUAGUAAGCAAUCCCAUCACCGAUCUUGUCAAUCAAGCCUUGACCACAGGUAGGGUCCCGGUUGGUAUUCUUGAAUCGUUUGUCACCCUCAUUCCCAAAAAAGACAAUACGGAGAGUGCUGCGGACUUUAGACCUAUUACCCUUCUUAAUGUGGUUUUCAAGAUUAUUACCAAAGUUGUUGUUAACAGAUUGAGGCCGCUCAUGGAUAAGCUUGUGGGUCCCCAUCAAAACAGCUUUCUUCCAGGGAGAUCCACGUUAGACAACAUUGUCUUGACACAGGAGAUCAUGCAUAGCAUGAGAAAUAAGAAAGGUAAAAAAGGGUCACUGGUGAUGAAAGUGGACCUCCACAAAGCUUAUGAUAGCAUCGAUUGGGGCUUCCUUGAACAUACUCUACAGGAUUUUGGGUUCCCGAGACAGCUUAUUAGUCUCGUCCUUUUUUCUCUCAAAGAAAGUACGAUAGGGAUUCUAUGGAAUGGGGGUAAGCUGCCAAAUUACACACCGGGGAGAGGCCUGAGGCAAGGAAAUCCACUAGCUUCGUACCUUUUCAUCUUGGCUAUGGAGAAACUUUCAAUGAACAUUCAUGUGGAAACUAGAGACAAGAAUUGGAAACCAGUCACCCUAAACAGAGGAGGUACAUGUGUUUCUCAUAUUUUCUUUGCAGAUGACCUGAUGUUGUUCGGAGAGGCCACCGAAGCGCAAACUAAGGUCAUCAUCGAUUGCUUGGGGAAGUUCUCCCGGAGGUCAGGUCUACAUGUUAAUUUGGGUAAGUCUCUCAUCUACUGUUCCCCCAACACCCCUAACAGGACUAAACGUUUAGUGCGGUCCUUGUCCAACAUCCCGGUCACUCUUGGUAAGUACCUGGGGAUCCCCAUUCUUCAAAAGAGAGUCUCUAGAAGACACUUCUCCUAUAUCCUUGACAACAUGCGCAAAAAGUUAGCAAAUUGGAAAACUGGCUUUUUAAGCUUGGCAGGUAGAAGAAUUCUGGUCCAGUCGGCGUUAGCUACUAUCCCCGUGUAUACCAUGCAAACCAUGGCGCUUCCAACAGGUACGUGUAAUGAUAUUGACAAAAUUUGCAGGGACUUUCUUUGGGGAUCAACCGAUACGACUAGAAAAAUCCACGCUGUCAAUUGGAACGAGGUGUGCUCCCCCCGUGAUCUAGGGGGUCUGGGUCUCCGCAUGGCGAAAGAUUUUAAUCUGGCUCUCCUGGUCAAGCUUGCGUGGCAAACUAUGAACAAUCCGGAGAAAUUAUCAGUCAUUGAAGCUGGGGCCCGGUGGAGAGUGGGAAAUGGAGAAUCCCUUCACUUUCUGUCUGACUGGUGGAUCAACGACAAACCACUUGGGCUUGAUGAUAAUCUUAACAUCCCGGAUACAUUCGCUAAUGCUUUGGUGAGUGACUUCAUUAAAUCUGACCGGAGCUGGGAUGUUACUGCUUUGAGAGAGGCCCUACCGGAAGAUAUCAUUAACAAGAUUCGCACAAUUCCCAUCCCUAUUGAUGGCAACACCACAGAUAGGCUCGUCUUGUCAGACCGCACCUCAGGUACGUUCACGGUAAGCUCGGCCUAUAAUUCUCUCGUAGGUACCCCUAAUGAUGAAGAGAACUGGGCGUGGAUUUGGAAACUCAAGGUGGUGGAGAAAGUGAAGACUUUCGUGUGGCUCCUUCUCAAGGACAAACUGCUGACGAAUUUGGAGAGAAUGAAACGCCAUAUGACAACAGACAGCAGCUGUGCAAGCUGUGGCUUUGGCGAAGAGUCAACCUCGCACCUGCUUCGAGAUUGCCCACUGGCGGAGGAAUGCUGGGAUUUAGCUAAAGAUGGAGGAGGGACUGGGCUGGUGCGCUACUCUCCCAUCAGUACGUGGAUCAAGGAAAACAGUCAAAGCAACAAAGUUUUACAAGAUGGAACAGUCUGGAGCUCUACGUUUGUUUACAUCCUUUGGCUCCUUUGGAAAGCAAGGAACAAUCUCAUUUUCAACCAAAAAAGAGACACUGUCGUGCAGAUUGUUGGAACAGCACGCAGCAUGGCCUUGGAGGCACGUUGUUAUAUAGUAAACAAUAAAGGAUCAGUACAUGGCCAACACAAAUGGGUCAGCUGGUCGAAUCCCCAACCGGGGUGGGUUAAACUCAACACGGACGGUGCGAUGAAAAGCAAUACCGGGAUGGCUAGUGCCGACGAGCUCAUUCGUGAUGACCAUGGACGUUGGGUUAAGGGUUUUGUGACUAAAGUCGGCCUUACUGAUAGCUUCUCGGCGGAACUGUGGGGCCUAAGGGAGGGUCUACAGCUCUGCUUAGAAGAAGGUCUGGAUAGGGUAUGGGUGGAGUUGGACUCAGCAGCGGUUGUGGCCAUUCUCAAUGGCGGGUUCAAACAGAGGGACGCGUUGGACACUCUCAUCUCAGAUUGUUUGCAUCUUCUUGAUAGAAUUCCAAAUCACCGGGUAUCCCACAUUGAAAGGGAGGGGAACAAAUGUGCUGAUUGGCUGGCUAACUUAGGCCAGGAGGUCGACUGGGGGACGACAAUCCUCGAAGACGCCCCAACGGAGCUAACUACGCUUCUCCAUUAUGAUGCUUGUAACACGCCUCAUCUUUGGAUUAGGUAA
Messenger RNA from Ipomoea nil (Japanese morning glory), 3870 nucleotides. RefSeq lists its product as uncharacterized. NCBI's taxonomy places the organism in Eukaryota, Viridiplantae, Streptophyta, Magnoliopsida, Solanales, Convolvulaceae. The record is from RefSeq and is a predicted model, not a curated record. Gene Ontology annotation, molecular function: nucleic acid binding; RNA-DNA hybrid ribonuclease activity. The transcript has 3 exons. The coding region runs from base 1 to 3870 and encodes 1289 amino acids.